Messenger RNA from Owenia fusiformis, 2447 nucleotides. Lineage: Eukaryota; Metazoa; Annelida; Polychaeta; Sabellida; Oweniidae. The record is from the annotation of a GenBank genome assembly.
CUAGGAUGAAAGCGCGCACCCAAUAUAGUAGGGGAAUCUUUUCCAUUCUAAUUUUGGUAAACAGACUACCCCUAUUCCUGGAUUACGAUAUGUUUAAUGUAAUAGAAAGAAGGCCAGGAAGACUUUCCAUAUGAUUUUGACUGAAAAUCAUGACUUAAAAUUAUAUCGUGAAAUUAUUAAAUCAGUUAUGAUAAGCAUGCUGAUCAUGAUUUAAUGCGAUUAACGCUGGCUUUACUGAUCUUGAACCCGAUGUGUUAUGAAUGUACAUUUGUACAUAUAUAGCGUUUCAAUUAGUAUAACACGAUUUUAUUGUGUUAUUCACACUACAAUUGGACUAUAAAGCGACAAGCUAUGAACACAAGGAGGCGAAACGGAUUAUGAAUAAGUUUUCUAACUAAUUAGUAGCUACACGCUCUGCUAAAUUAGGAUUACAGUGUAAGGCUAAGUAAAUCCCAUCGCUGGAACUCCCCGUAUAAAGUUGGAAUCCCGGUGGAUUGCCAUCACUGGAAGGCUAGGUCUAGACGGGCGAACAUGAGGAUUCCAAGUUAUGCACUGAUCGUUGGUACAUUAGCGAUAGUGAUUCAAACAGUGUCAGGAAGAUGCCCUUCGCUAGGAAAAUGGACGAAGAAAAGUAACAACGGAGAAAUUAGCUACUCAAAACCCCCAGCAAGUGGGAAGGCCAAGAAAGCAGAGUAUGAUACUGACGUUAAGGUCACGUACACCUGUAUUGAUGGCUAUGAACUCUACCCUAAGCCAAAAAAUGGGAAAGGAGUUCGUAAAUGCCACAAACAAGGCUAUUGGACUGAGGUGGACUACGCUUGCAUAUCAAAGGAGGGUUUACUGGAUGAUACUUUAGAGACUAAAGAAGAGAAACGCGUGAGAAAUGGAAAGUUAGCAACCAAAUAUGCACCUCCACCUGUGCGCCAAUCUGACAGGGAAAGGGGCAGAGGAAAGGAUAAAGUUAUAAUUGGUGGCUUUGGAAGCGGUCCUUGCGGUUCACCACCGGUGGUACCCAAUGGCGUCAUUGCCUGGGCGGCUGACGACAGGUCUGCAGUACGUUACGCUUGUGCAAGCGGGUACCGCAUGGAAGGAUAUGAACUAGUCGUCUGCGAAAUGAAAUCUUGGAGCCCAAGAAAUGCACCGACAUGUAAAGCCAUGCAACCUUGUAAGAAGAAUAUGUGUCUAAACGGAGGUACUUGCUGGGAGAACCCGACCAUAAAGGAGGGGUUUGAAUGCGAAUGUCCAGAUGGUCACUUCAAGGGUCUACGUUGCGAAGCAACUAAGUCGUCUACAAAGAAGGGUCUUGCCGUUUCCCUGUCAAGGAUGGAAGACUGUAGAGAUUUCGAAGUUUUCAAAGAUAUAAAGUGGUGGUAUGACUGGUCACUAACAGCAAAAGAAACCAAAGGGAAAAUCAUCCAGAAGCUAAAUGGGAAAGAAUGUAAACCUAGUGAUCUAACUAAUCUGGGGGAGAGAGUACCGAUGAUAUUUACGUUGCAUUAUGGAGACGAGGCAAGUAAUCUCAAACAAAAUCUAAUGAAUAAAGAACCAGGAGAAAGUAAUCAUGUGUUGGGGUAUAAUGAGCCGAACCAUAAAAAUCAGGCUAACGUUGGUGCUGUUGAAGCGGCUAUGAUGUGGAUGAUGAAAGUAGUUCAACCUGCAAAAGAGGGUGGCAGAAAAUUAGUUACACCUUCCGCUUCAAUUUGUGGGACAGAUGAGAGCAGGUGUACAUCAACAGUUCUACAAUGGUUCAAUAUGUUUAUGGACAUGUGUAUCGGGUGUGAAUUCGAUUAUUUGGCCACGCAUUACUUUGGAUGUAAUGCGUCCUAUGUAAUGUAUUAUCUGGAAAAGCUACACGACCAAUACAACUUGGAUAUAUGGCUCACUGAAUUAUCUUGCCCGAGGGAAGAUGACCCCGACGUUCAAUUACAGUUCAUGAAAGAAAUACUUCCAAAACUGGAGGCAGCACCUUGGAUCAACCGCUACGCAUGGUACACAUGGCGGUUAAGCCAUAAAGACACUUAUAUCAAGAAAGGCGCAUCACUUCUGCACGAAAGGGCUUCCCAAUUAACAAAACUUGGGAGAUAUUAUGAUAAUUAUGAACCACAUAUUUAAUAAAAACAGACAAUAGUAAACGCAUGUUUCCUGGAUGUUUAUACUAGGGUUUCAAAUAAAAUGCACGCCUACAGCGGUUACUAAAAACUAUUUGAACUCUUGCUUUGCAUUCUUGUAUCAGCUCACAGUUCACCUCUUUCGGUUUUCCUUCGGACAUAUUUGAACUCCAUUAACAUGAGAUACGACUCCAAAAAUUUAGAAUGGAUAUUGGUCAACAUUCCAUAAAAUAUUCAGGUGCUCUACUUUUGAAUAAUCUUCUUAAUAAACUUGCAUAGAUUAUUUUAGAAAGAAUUGUAAAACUUCUAUGAUAUCAAAAUAUGAAUGAACAGAGUUUA